AUGGAAAAUGAAGAUUUUGAACGUAUCAGAGUGAUUGGAAAAGGAAGUUAUGGUGAAGUGUGGCUGGCAAAACAUAAAAAAGACAAAAAGCAGGUACAUGUAUUUUAAUUGUUUCAGUAUAUGUUAUAUACCGGUAUAUAAAAGUGAAAAUUUAUGGGUUUUUUCCACAUACAUUUCUACAUGGAUUGAUGGAUCUUGAUUGAACUUAACACACAUAGCCUUUCUUAUCCAGAAUGAAAUACUGGGAGCUUUGAAUUUUAAAAAAUGUAUAAAAAAAUGUCCUGUGUUUGCUCAAAUUUAGUUUUUCCUGCUACGAGCUACAUAAAUAAAAUUCCAAACAAAGGCUACUGUGUGGAUGGAUGGAUCUCUACCAAACUUUGUACAUAUAUACUUAAUUAUCCAGAUUAAAAUACUGGUAGUUUCUGAACUAGUUGUUUCUGGGCACUUUUAUUACAUAGUCCUGACUACCUACCCUGUGUAUUGUAUUAAAUUGUCUUGGCUACUUACCAAAUAGUAUUUCAUCCCAUUUACCUAAUAUUUUCUUUCUUUUUUAAAAAAUAAUAUGUAACAUUUUUUUUUAAAGUAGAAUAUUUGUUAAAAUUAAUUUAUAUUUCUAUUUUUCAGUAUGUUCUGAAAAAGAUAAAUUUAGGAAAAGCUUCCAAAAGGGAGCGGAAAUCAGCGGAGCAGGAAGCUAAAUUGCUAUCAAAGCUCAAACACCCAAAUAUUGUUGCCUAUAAAGAUUCAUUUGAAACAGAUAAUGGAUUCCUUUAUAUUGCUAUGCAAUAUUGUGAAGGUGGUGACCUAUAUGCAAGAUUAAAAGAACAAAAGUCUGUCCCCCUUGAAGAAAGACAAGUGGUUGAAUGGUUUGUUCAAAUUGCUAUGGCUCUCCAGGUAAUUCUGCAUCAUACUAACUUUAUUGCCUGUUAAGGAUUUUCCUUUAAAUAAAUAUUUUUAAAUUAUGAUAGUCCUUCAUAGCAGAUUAGUUAAAAUUUUUGUACAUGUUCCAUCCCUUCACACUCGCUGGUUUUAGUUUAUGCAUUAAGACUAAUUGAGACAAGUGUCAGUUCACAUUGUUAAAAUACUUUGGUUGAAUUCUCUUUGAUUUUUCACAUUUUUCUUUUCUCAUUCUCUGACACUAAUAAACACAAACUCUUUAAACUUGUGCGUAAUUUUAAGGAAUAUUGAAAUUAUUUAAUUGCAGUGGUUCUUCAUUAUGAAAUUAAUGACUGAUAUUUUCUUCCAGUAUAUGCAUGAACGCAACAUUUUACACCGUGACCUGAAAACCCAAAACAUUUUUUUAACAAAGAGUAAAAUUAUUAAAGUAGGAGAUCUGGGAAUUGCAAGGUAUGUGAAAUGGAUAUGAAUAUAUUGUAUUAUAGAAAAAUCUAUUUUAUAUUUCAAGGGUGGAUAGCUUGGUUACCUGCAUAAAAAAUGUAAAAAGUGUAUCUGUGCUGGGAAAAAAAAUCCAUCUCAGUGAGGUAAGCUUUUUAAACAUAAAUACAGCACUAAAAUAUUGACAAAAAGAUUUUAAAAUAGAGCUGUGAAUUUUAAAAUCUCAUUGCACAAUAGUUGUAGGAAAUAUUGAAGGCUUCACAGCGAAAGAUAAGGUAACCACUGUUCUCGAUCUAAUUUUUUUUUUUAAUUGGGUGAUUCAACAUUUGAACUUAUAAUAAAAUGCAUUAACAUUUGUAUCUAACCCAAUUCUUAAUAUUUUUUUUUUUGCCAUGGAAAAACCUGAAAAGUGCGACAUUUUGACAUUUUUGUCAACUUAAAAUAUGGAUGGCCUGUAAUUGAUGCUUAGAUACUUGGUAUAUUUUAUUGUUUCCCCCUAAUUUCUUAUUUUGUUCCUAUUGGUCCACUGAGGAAGGUUUUCUGUUAUUUUUUCGAUGUAAUAUAAAUUUAUAGAUUUGAGAUAUAGAAAUAAAAAGUGUAAAAUGGCAUAUCAAUAAUGCCACACACACAAUAUAUAAAUGCUUUCAUUUGCUAAUCACUUUUAUUUGUUUCAGAGUUCUAGAAAGUGCAGGAGAUAUGGCUACCACAUUAAUAGGGACUCCUUAUUAUAUGAGCCCAGAACUCUUUUCAAACAAGCCGUAUAAUCAUAAGGUAAGUUGUUUUUCUACACAGAUUUCAGAGAAGGAUUUAAUUAUAAUAUUGAUGUUAAAAAUGUCUCUUGUCUUUGGCAGAAUUAUAGUCAAAAUGAAUAAUUUCAACUGUUUGAGGGUCUUGAAAAAUAAUCAAAAUUCUGUUUUGAAACUAGUAACUUGUUCUUGAUUUUUACAAAAAUGACAAAUUAUUUUGAAUAAUAAUAACAUUUUAAGAAAUUUUUUAAAUUAUCGCAUUGUUUGUUAGGUAUGUGUUAAUUUUUUUUUAAAUCUGAUGGACCUUACAUCUCUAGCCUACCUUUGCUGCACUGGGCCGAUUUUCCCAAACACUUUUCAUUUUUAAAAACCAUGCAAUGUUUUUAAUGAGUUUCUGAGCUGCAACAUUUUCUGAAAUAUUGCAACAUAUUUGAAUUACACCAUAUUUUGAGCCAGGAUGUGACCACAUAAUAAUAAAAGAUGCAUGGUUCAUAACAUUGAUUCUGUCAGAGUUCCAUCUAAGCUUUUCAUUUUCUUUAAGAUUUCUUAAGGAAGAAGACUGGUGUGUACACAUUGUUACACAACAAUUAUUUGAAACCUGGACUUUGUUAACGAAUUCUUUUACACCCAAUUUUCAGGGAAAAAAUUGGGGUGGGGCUUAAAAAUUUACAGAGAAAUAUGGGGAGGACUGCGUUUAGGUUGAAGCAAUAAGCAAUAUACAAUGAGGAGAGGAAAACCUGAAGAAGGACAUUAACAGAAAGUGAAUAUUUGGGCCAAAAAAGCCUUCCAGCAAAAACAGUUCAAGACAGACACAAAAACUCUUAGCUUGUUGUUUAGAUUAUGUAGUCUACAGGAAAUGGUAUACAUAUCUAUGGAGUCACCCAUGAAAUAAAAGAAUUUGCGUAUGAGAUUAACAGGAAAUCUAAAAUAUUUGAAAUAAAUUAAUUCAAUAAGAUGGAAAUCAAAGAUUGCUAUAAAACAAUGAGGACUGCAUAGAUAGGGUUAGCAAGGAUGUUGGAUAUGAGGCAAAUAUUAGGGAAAGAACACAAAAGACUAAUGGGCUCUUUCUUUACCUACCCUCAAAAUCUCAAAUAUAGCAAAUAUAAAGGUCAUAAAGAAGAAAGGAAAGGAAUGUCACUGUAAUAAGAAUAAGUCAUAUAAUGUAAAGGGGGUGGAGAGAGAUAGAGUGUAUAUGUCAGCAAGUAAAAGAGAUAAUGACAUACAUACCGUGUGGUGUCAGGUGUUUUUGCGCCCUCUCCUAUUUUUUAAAAUAUUUUUUUAGGUAGGAUAUUUGUAUAUAUAUAUAUAUAUUACGUAAAUUUAAUUUAUACUUAUUUAAAUCUUUUGUUAUUGUACUGAUGAAGGCAUGUGCCGAAAGGUUUACUUGUGUAUUAUGUAUCAUUAUUAUUAAAGCUUAAAUUAUAUUGUUAUAUUGACACAAAUUGUUGGUGUCUAAUUAAUCUUUUAUUAUAAAAGAACCCUUAGGAAGUCAAUUUGUUUAGUUUGAAUAGUGUAAGGCCAGGUCUUACAGAAGCUAUGACCACAUGUCUUAGUUCCAAAAUGGGAAGAGUUGAUUCAAAGGUGACUACGACAUAGAAGAUCACAUCAAUUCUUAUCGCGCCUAAAUACCACAUGAGGGUGGGGUGAUGGGUGUUGUGGGAAAAUGUGGUAUGCACCAUGGUCAGCUGGAAGAGUAUCUUGAUUUUUCAGAAAUAUAUGUUAACAUGAGGACACAUUUGGUUCUGUCCACAUUAUUACAAAAAGUCACAGUAGCCUAAAGUGAAAAAAAAUAUAAUUGAGUGAUUUUAGAAAUAUUUACCUGUAUGUUAAUAUGUUAAAGGAAAAACAAUGAAAAAAGUGAAACAGUAUGUCGGCAAACCAAAAGAAAUAAUUAAAAAAUCACCUACAAGUUAUUGACAGAUGUUUAAGGAUUAUGGCAUCAUGAAUGUAGCCUUAUAGUCGUCAUAUGGUCAAAAUAUAAAAUUUUUAAAAACUGUACAUUUAUUUCAGUCUGAUGUUUGGGCUUUGGGUUGCUGUGUAUAUGAAAUGACAACAUUAAAACAUGCUUUUAAUGCCAAAGACAUGAAUUCACUGGUCUAUAAAAUCCUGAAGGGCAGGGUAAGUCUUAUGCUGGGUUUUGUGAAUUUCCGAUAUCAGAACUGUGUAUUGGUUUCUGACAAGAUUAUUGCUAUGUUUUUAACAUGUUUUUAUGCCCUGGGUGCAGUUUUUUCACACCGGGUCUGGGGUAUUUUGAGAAAAUACCCAGUGGGUCCAAGUGUUGCACACAAAAAAGAGUUAACUUCUCAUUUUUUUUAUAAACAAUAGGCCUACAGACAGUGCUACACCCUACCUGGGGAACUUAAAACAAUAGUCCUACAGACAGUCUUCAGACAGUCCUACACAAUAAUUGUGGCUCUUUAUUGAUUAGUAUCAUAGAAAGAAAAAAAAUUCAACCUUUUUAUCUGAGUUCAGCCAUCAUGUCUGUUGCCUGCUGCAUGACAGCUUUUUUUCCCCACUCAGUACUAUUAAUAUAAGACAUGUUGAGUGAAAAAAAAAAGGGGGGGGGGGGGGGUUGUGAAAAGGAAGCAGUACACACCAGAAACAAAAUAUAUAUAAAAGAGAUUAAAUUUGACCUAAAGUCUGUUAUAGUCAGUAAAGGCAGCAGCAAAAGGUCUAAUAAGACAUAGUACAUGUAUAAAAAAAUUUAUAGAAAGACUUAACUAUGAUUUAUUGCUUGAUUUUUUUUUUCCUGUUUUAAUUGUUAUCCCUGAUUCUCAAUGUUUAUUUUUACUUUUUUUCAACGUCACAUAUUUAUUUUGUUAGAGUUUCCUCUUCUUUAAUAUUGAGCGGUAAAAUCAUUUUAACUUCCACAGAUGCCCCAAAUGCCACUUCAGUAUAGCAGUGAGCUAUUAGUUCUCAUGAAGAGCAUGUUACAUCAAGAUCCAGAUAAGAGACCCAGUGUGAAUAGAAUUUUGCGUGAUCCUUACAUCAAGAUGAACAUAGCUAUCUUUCUUGAGGAUACAAAAAAAAGGUUGGUUUUUUUUUUACAAUGACUAUAAGUAACUAGUACUUGCUAAUAUACUGUAGUAUCCCAGCUAAUCCCUUUAAUUGACCCUGGGUAAUGACACAGCCUUGUGCUUCAUCUGCUGAGUACUAACAUACAAAAACUUCAUAAAUGGGGACUCACUCCCCUUCUUCCCCCCCCCCCCCCCCCCCAAAAAAAAGCAGGUUAUUGGAGCAGUAAAUGGAAAACCAUUUCAGGCACCUAAAAACUGACAGCAGGUCAGAUCUCUUUGCAGAUUCACUAUGUUAAAGUAACUAUGAGUUGGGCAAUAGUCUGUCCUUACCUGACCUAUUCCACAAAGUCUACUGUUGGUGAUGUCUACAAUCUACAGGAUGGCACUAACCAUCUUUGAAUAUAAUGAAUCCUUGCCUUCUGUCUCAAGACCCAAAAAAGUUUGAAAAAUUCUGUAUGAUUGGGGAUUAGAUCGUACAAACUGCGGUGUACCUGCUGCAUGGUGCCUCAUAAAUUGCUUCAAGCUCUGCUUUAAAGUUUGUUCCAGUGGCCAUGCUAGGUUUUAAUAUCUUCUCAGUGGUCCCUUCCCCCACAAACCAGCCCCCUUUUCCGUGGUGUAGAGUGUUAUUGUCCUGUACCCUGUCCUUUUUCUUGUUGUUGCUGAACCACCUGUGAAGACAAAAGCAUCAAUCAUCUCCAAGACAGCAGCUCUCUACGUAAGAGGGCUGGAUUUUCAGACUGCCACUUUUAUCACCGACAAGAUAUAACUCAGGAAAGGUGAAGCUCUCUUACGGCUUUCUCUCCGGGACCUACCAUUAUAUAAUCACUGUUUUUGUGGUUAGGUGGUGCUGACCAUAACUGAAGUUCGCUGAUUGCAUCCAUAAAGAAGGAUCCUCUUUAUCCAUUAGUCUUGUAAUUAGAAACAACGUUCUGAUCUUUUGGACCAUUUGACAGCAUUCCAGUAGAGUCUGUAUUUAUGUUAGCAAAAUGUGUUUGCUCCAUUCUCUAUAAGAAUGUGAACUAAACAAAGCAGAAAAUUAAAUUUAUUGUCAUUAUCAAAAAUAUUUAACUUUUUUUCAUUCCAUUGUAAUUAAGAAAAAUAUUGUCUCUUCACAUUUACAGCUCCCUCUCUUUAUUUAAAAUAAACUUCAUGAAAAUUUACGCUAGUAUGAAUUGCACACGUGAGAUCCAUACACUUUAACACACAUUUUACUCAUAUAUUCUCAACAUAAUACAUUCAUAAUUUUUUGUGACUGACUGACAGUGAACAGCAAGUAAAAUGUGGAUAAAACAUAUUUGAAAGAAAGUUAGAGUCUGGUCACCUUGUUCCAAUAUGAGCUCCUUUAAAUUUAAUAAAAUUAAGUGCGUAAGAAAAAAUAGGAUGCUAUUUUAUUAUCAUUUGAACAGAUAAAUAACUUUAAGAAUUUUUACCUUUAAAACAUGCAGUAGUAGGAGAGUGUCGUCCAGCAGUCUGUCCAGUGUAUCAUCCAGGAAAACUUCAAAUCCAUCUGCUAUUCUUAAUGUGGCUUCUUCGAAUGAGUCAAAUCAAGCAUCAUCUCAUGCCUUGGCAGAAGAGAACAGUAGGGUAUGUGAUCUGUACUAAUUCAUAUUUAACUAGUACAUACCCUGUGCCAUUAAGGAGAUAUUUAUUUUAUGUUAUCUUCCAAGUUUUUAUAUUAUUUAAGACUUUGGAAAGAUGUAAAUUGUAACAAUCCAGUAACUUUUUAAUUUCACCUCUUACUGCAGACCUGUUUACCCUCAAACUCUUGAUAUCGUACAAUAUCAUCAUAAAAUCAUUCAAUACAUUAUCUUAAUAGUAAAAAAAAUAAACAUACAGUAUAUUAAAUGUAUACACCUCAAAAACGUACAUUUUACUCCAAAAUCGUAAGAGUAAACAGGUCUGUUACUGUGUUUCUGUCACAUUUAACCAUGUUCAAGUCAUGCCUUACCAUGUAUAAGUCAUGCCUUAUAAUUUUCAUGUUAAACAUAAUCUAAGCUUAACUUUUAUGAGUUAAUGAUGUACUUUUAUAAGUUAAUAAUGUGUCACUCUGUCAAUUAAUACUUAUACUUUACCUUUGAUUAAUUGGCAUAUCAUGGAAUAAUUCAAAACAGGUUGAGAAAGAAAAUAGGUUUUAAAAAAAUUUAAGUAGAAACAUUUCUUUUUCUUUGUAGCUGCAAGCGGAAAAUCCUUCAAAACUUUUGAAAUCAAUGGUUAAAGUACCAGCAGGCGAUAGAGAAACAAAUAAAGAUGUUGUCCAAACCUCUGGACAAGGAUCUCAGGCUUGCAAUGAUUCAUUGGUUAGUAAGAGUUCAUCUUAAUAUUAAUUUUUCAUAUACCUCAGAAAAUAAAUGCACCAUUUAAAUUUAACAAACAAAUCAGUUAACAAACAAGUUUUCUAAAAAAUGUUUGUCUUGUGAAAGAACCAUUAUGAACAUAUGCAUGGGCCAGUACUCCACAAUCCAGUAGUCUGAAUGCUGUGUUAAAAGCACUACUUUUUGUUAUUUUUUAACUUUUUGUGUCAGUUUAACACACUUUAAAGGAGAAAAACAUUAUUAAUAUGAAUUGUGGUAGUGUGGAAGUAAAGAAAUAAAGAUUAAAACAUGAAAAUGGCCUGUGUGUUUCCAAUGUCGCCAAGAAAUACAUUUUGGUGACUGGGUGGCCGAAUGGUCUAAAUUGAGCAAACCUCAAGUUGGUGGUCUUGAGUUCAAUUCCAGCCAAAGGCCAGUCAAGCAAAAACCGCGGGUGGAUGAGACUCGUUAACCUUGGUCGGCAACUCGUCUAAGAGAAGGAAACUCUGAAUUCAAACCCGAAGUUGGAGUCCCGUAAGGCGCAUACAAUGACAUUCCUGCAACCGUACCCAUCCCUGGUUGUCUUGACGUAGAGUCUUGCCACUGGAUAUGGUGGGCCCGGAAGAGAGAGUGAGGUUGACGCCGCGCAACUCUUCCUCACUUUAAACAAAAGUCACCCGCGCAAGUCAUCGGUCACCAGAUGACUUGAUGGUCCUUGUAGAUCCUCGACGGAUAAACAACAUGGUGAAAUCCAGGAUCUGUUCAAUUCUAAUGAACAUAUGGGCAAUAAAGGCGGCUCAUGUGGCCUAAGGAGUGACUGUUAACAAAGAGGGCUUGAGGAAGUCAAAAAACUGAUGCUAGUUUGGAUAACUGAAAAGCAGCUGGUUUGAAAUAGUGUUGGCUAGAAAAAAAUAUAUAUAUUUUUCAUUAAAGAAAAACACUCAAAAAAUGUCAAAACACAAUAUUUCUAAGGCUGAACCAGAUUAAUUGAAUGUACAUUGAUUUCAAUGGGGAAAAUUAUUUCAGUUAGCAAAUAUUUCUGUUUUCACAAUAAAGGAGAACUGGUUAAGGUUCUUCUAUUAUCUGUCAGGCAUUUGAAUAAUGUGAUUAAGAUGCUCAAGACAAGGUUACAUAAUACAAAUGAUUAUUUACUCUAAGCUUGAACUCAUCUCACAAGUUAUGCUUCUGUCUAGGCUCUGUCUGUGUAACUCUGUUUUCCUAGAGAUCUGACUUCACAAAAAGGAUGCUUUCUCUGUAAUUUAUUUCCACAAGUCACAUUACAUCUUUCUGUCAUGGGCCCUGGUCUGCCUCAUAAAUCUUUGCUCUUACUGUAUACAUCCAAUUUUGUUUUCUCACACUAAACCCUCCACUAAUCAGAUUCACUCAAAUUUGAGCUGAAAUCACCCACCCACAUAAUUAUCAGACCUCACAUUCUCUAAUUAAUUAGUUAAACAGAUCUUACAACAACAAAAUGUUAAUAGUCUUGGCCUAAAAAAUCUCAGCUGCUCUAAUACCAUGACAUGAAUUGUUUGAUAUUUUUCAGAAAAAGCUUUCCCAGAAAGAUGGAGCUUUACGGAAAAAAAAUUUCUUGAAAAAUCAUGCCAAAAAAAACGAAACAAAAGAUCAAGAAAUCAGAGAGACUGAACGGGAAUGCUCAAAAAAUGUUUUAGGAAAACCACCACCAUUCAAACAGUCACCUGAAACUCAUAAAACUGUUAUGGAGAUCCAGGUAUUAAAUAUAAUCGUUCUGUAUCUGUCGUCUUUUGUAUUGGUUGUCUGUUUUAUAAUUCAUUUAAGCAAAUAAAACAAAUUUUAGAUCAUUCAUAAAUGGAAACAGAUAUAUGGCAUCUUUUAAAUGAAAAUAGCUUGUUAUAAGUCUAAUUUUUGGGGUCAAAUUUUGAGUUGUUUUUGUCACUCUGGUCAGUAGCAAUUUUUUUUUAAUGGACAGAUUUCCAAAUUUGAUUGCCAUUUAGAUGUACCGGGUAAUUAUACAUUAUUGUUACAAAUGUAUUAAGGAUAUUUUAUUAACAUUAAAAACAGAUGCAAUUACAAUAAUGUAUAUUUUAAUAAUAUACUUUUAUAAACUACUUAAAUACUUUUAUCCCAAAUUGUUCUUUUAUUAAAAGAUUGAUGAAAAGCCUCGGCCGCUUCCUGUACCCCGAGCAGCAGAAAGUUCAGGUCUCCCUCAACUCCAUAAUAGUAGUAAUAAUAAUUAUACAGAAAGCCAAAAAGAUUCACCGCAUUCAUCCAUAAAUUCAAGUAUCUCCAGCUCCAAAGAAGACAACAGUAAUCAUUUGGAUACAGAAAUACCAAAGGUAACUUACAGGUUUUACUCAAGCUAAUUACUUCCAAAUAAGAUGAUAAAUACUGGUAGGGGAGAUUUGUUUUAAUUUUAUUUUUCCAUGUAAUUUUUAUUAAUAUUUAAUGAUAAUUAUCAACUUAAAUUUUCUAAAAGAGAAGAUAAUAUUAUUUUUACAUCUUAACAUAUACAACUCAGUGUCUUUGUAACACUUUUAGCUAAAGGACUUAAUUUAGUGUGUCAAAAUUUGGAAAUGAGAAAAAACCUCUUUCAAAAAUGAAAGAAUUAAAGCAAUGUUAAAUAAACGGUUUUGGAAAAUUCACUCUGUCAAAUGGCUGUUCCAUAAUUUUAGAAAUAAUACAUAAUUUUGUCAAUUUUAAAAUGUACAAACAGUUAGGCAUUACUUCGGAUUACAAUAUUACUUCUGAAGAAAUGUAAAUAACAGAUUUUGGAAUAUGAUAAAACUACUGGGCUGUAAAUACAUAAGCUAUUCUUUUUUUUUUUGUGAUAGAUGUCUAGUGAAAGUGUGAAAAAUUAUGUUUCUUAUGAAUAUAUAUACAUAUCAAGCAAUUUAAGUCUUGACAGCUUAGGAGAAAGCUAAUAUCAUUUAUCAUUUGGUGUAAACAAUGACUAUGUCACAUAAAGAAAAAAAUGUAUGUGGGGGGUAUGAGCUUUGGACAAGCCAAUUUGACAAAAAUUUGAUGAAUUUUCCCCAUACUAUUUUGUAUUUUACACAUUAGCUUACUCUGUGUAUUAAUACUAAAACUUCAAUUUACAGAGUCUUAUAAAUCAGUCUGCUAGACAAAGAAGGCGCCAGCAGAAGAAUGACACUGCAGGCUGUAAGUAGGAUUAGGGCUACAAUAGCAGAGAAUGCAGACAUAAAAUACAUAUCUUUGAAAUGGGAAUUAGUGUUGCUAUUUUGCUUUACUCAAAGUCAAAAUGAACUGAUAAUUUGUUGUUUGAGACAAACAAUCAAGUGGACAUAGUUAAUGUGUUGUUUGAGACAAACAAUCAAGUGGACAUAGAUAAUGUGUUGUUUGAGACAAACAAUCAAGUGGACAUAGAAUCUCAUGAAAGUUGUAAAGAAUUUGGUAGUCUAAAUAGUUCUGAAAUUGUUUGAAUUUUGAAUUCCCAUAAUUAAAAGGUUGUUGUAAGUAUUUCUGAUCUAAAAUCCGUUUACCCGGUAUACAAAUUUUGACUCAUCCAAUGAAAGUCCAUAAAGUUGCAGAUCCCCACUGCAGAAAGUGACAUUUACUGAUGAUUGAAAAAUCUCUGCCCUAUGAUGGAUGUAUGUGCUGAUGCAUUUAUCUGUGGCUCCAGUGUUUCUUUCAAUUUGAUCAGUGGUUGGGGGGGGGGGGAUCAUCUGUUUUAUUUAUAUAAAGAAGAUUAGGUAUCAUAUAAUUGCUACAACUCUGUCAACGGGCAAGCCCAAUUAUUUUUUUAAUGCAGGAUAUUUUUCAAAUUUAUUAAGAAAAAGAAUAUCUCCAUGCCAUUUUUAAAACUACAUGAGUGGAAAGUACAUAUCCUGUCAGAUGAUUUAAUCGAAUGUUUUAAAGUUCAUUUUGAAGGUAUUACGUUUUUUUAGUGUCCCCUGUAAAUUUAGAAAAUCUAUUAGUUUUGAGUGUUACAUCAAUGAUACAUUUAUUAAUUUGUGAUUUAUCUGUGAGAAGUUGCAUUAAAAGACACAAGCAGUUUAGGUAUGCUACUAGAGUAAAAUAUUCCAGUAGCAGUAUUCUGAAAUCCCAUUGUUGUAAACACUGUUAAAAUGUUUUGAACAAAUCUCCCCACUCUAACUCACACUUAACUACAACAACAAAUAAAUUUUAAAGUGAUCAAAUUUCCAUUUGAGCAAACAUCCAUUCGACUUAAUUUCCAUCAAAUCAAAUUUCUGUGCGACCGUAGUUCCGUUCCACCAAAUUUCUUUUAUACAUAUUUCCAGAUGUGCUUUAUACUAUAUUUUUAAAGUAUAAUAACAUUAAACAAUUAAUAAUUAACACCCUAAAACAGUUCAAAAGUUUAUCUGAAUUUAUGAAGCAAUAGACUGGAAAUCUUUUGAAGUGUCUAUUGCUUCAUAAAAUCAGAUCAACUUUUGAAAUGGUUAAGGGUGUUAAUUAUUAAUGUUUGAAAUAAACUUCUUGAAACUAAUUUCAAACAUUGGAAAUCUAUUUGAACCAUGUUUGAGUUUAGCUUCAAGACAUUUUCAAAUAUUCAGCAUCUAAUGCUGUUAGUACUGUUACGACUGAUUUGCCUUAACUAUUUGGAUCGUUAAAUAUGUUGACCAUAUACCAAUAUUUCAUUGGUUUCACUAUUUCAUUAAUUUCAAUCAGUGAAGGUAUCCUAUACUAAUCUUUUUAAAAAUGUUAUAUUAAUAGAGUUUUUAAAAUCUACUUUUGCUUUAUUGUUGUACCCAUUUUUCUCUAUGAUUGAGGGGAAGGGGGGGGGGGGCAACAGAGGACCUCCAAAAGAAUGCCUGAAAGAAAUACCAUUUAAAGGAUACAACUUUUAAUAAAGAACUGUUUUAAAAGUGCCAUAGAUAACAAUCCAUAAAAUUCAUUGCAUAUUUUUUAUGAAAUACAUUUUGAAAGAUGUUCAAGAACUCUGCACAAUUUUUAAAAUAUUUUUCCAGCUGUUGAGAAUUUAAAUCCUGGGAUGGUUAAACUAAGACGUUUACCACAGAGAACAGAAUCAGAAAAGAUAACUCAUGCUGAGAAGAAAGAUGUAAGCUUCCAUUCGUCUUCAUGUUAGUUCUCAACAAUGUUGAAAAGUCAUUUGUGUAAUUUAUAAAUUUAUAAUGUUGUUUUCAGCCUACAAUGAAAAAUAUAUUCACACGGAUAGUUACUAGCUUUAUAAAUAUUCUUAGAUGCCCAUGAAUGGACAGAAACCGAGUCUUGGUCAUUUCAAACAGCCAUCAUUGCUUGACAGUUCAAGUUCUUCAGAAGAUUCUCAACAAAUAUCUAAAUCAAAAGUGGAGAGCACCAAUGAAAAAGAAAGCAACAGGUAAGUUUUUACUGAAAAACAAAGUCAUGUGUAUUUAUAAUAACAAAAACUAACAUUUUAUGAUAAACACCAAAGCUCAGAAAAAAAAUCUGUUAUAAAAACAAUAGAUUUUCAUUAAAAUAAAUUGUAUUUUCAGUGCAUAAAAUCUAAGUAAUUAAACAAUUUUAAAUGGCUCCAGUAUUGUUAGAGAUGAACAUUAUAUCUAUAAUAUAAAAUGUAAGUAUCAAUGAGUCAAAGGGGAUUGGAAGUGAAAUUAUUGUAUUCACAUUUGUUGCUUCUCUUAAAUUCUAAAUUAAAAAUAAUCUCUUUUUUUUUGUGCAUAAAAAUAAUGUUACCUUUUCCAUUAGUGUGGUACUGAAAUGUUUUAGGGACAUAGGCCUCUUGGCUCAACAAUUAUUUUUUCUGAGCACUUGGUAGUGGUGACCCUCUAUGAUAGAUAAUAAAACAAUAUAAUAUGAAAGAAUAGCAAUUGUGUUUUCCAAAUACACAUUUACAGUUACAGUUUAGCGACCUAAAUAUGUGCUUUAUUUAUUUUACCCAACCCUUUCAUCUUACUCAAAAAAAUCUGUUCCCUAAUGUGAACUGUAUUUGUUUGAAUAUGACUUGGCAUAAAACACCUGGUGAAAACCAAAAUUUGGCAAAGGCUCAGAGAAUCAAAAAUUUUUUUAGAAACCAUUGGUGUUGUUAAUCAUAAAAAUGUUAUAUUUUUUGCAGAUUUUGCAUACAUUUUAAUUGAUGUUUGCAACUUGCUUUUUUCAUGGUAGACAGUUCUUCAAAGAUAAAGAAAUAUUGAUCUUUAUUUAAGGGGUCAUUUUUCCAUGAUAAAUUUUUUUAAUAUAAUUUCUUUCCUUAAUGGCAUAUUUUUUAGGAGAGAGAACAAAGAAUUGAAUAACUUUAUAUCACUCCUUGACACCACCCUUCACAACAAUGCUACCGCUAAUUCUGAUGAGGACCGGGAAGACUUAACACAUGUUAACUCACAAGAAGCUUGCUCUUCUACUUCACCGAAAGAUAAAAUGGAUAAACAUGUCAUUCAUAAAUCAGUUUCCAUGCCCAGUGAGAGUUGUUUCAGCUUUUUUUGCUGGUUUACUUUCUUAGCUCUCUUUCUACAUGCCUUCCCAUUCUGUAAUGUAAAAAUUUAUUAUAAACAUUAUAUUAUUAAUGCACUUCAAACAAAUGAAAUUAUAAUGGAUUAUAAAAUUGUAAUUUAUAUAAGUUAAGUUAUUUUGGUUGUCUAAAAACAUAUAUUUUUCCUGAUUGAAAAACUUAACAAUUCAAUUUAAGUUUAAUUAUUAUCAAACUUUUUAACUAACAUCUUACCUGUUCUAUUUUUCAAUAAAAUAUCAGUGGAGAAGACAAGUUUAUUUUAUGAAUUAUUUAUUCAAUUGUAGGUGUUAAGUAACAAAGAAAUAACUUUCAUUUUAUAAUUUAUGUAUUUAUUUAUAUAUUUUUAGGUGUUGAGACACUAACAAAUACCUCUCGACUGAUGGAUAGAAUAAAAAUCUUACAUAAGUGAGUUUACAUAUGUUAAUCUCAGUUAUCUCAACUGUAUGACUUAAUAUGAAAAAAAAAAUGUUGAUGUUUUUGGGGUAAAGAACAGAUUCUUUGCUUCAACCCUCAUUCGCCAACUAGUGCUUAAGGCAAUAGCCAAGAAAUGCCACUUCUGUCUAUUGUCUGCUUGUAAUGUUUUGCACCAGGUCUCUUUGAGACUCCCUCAGUUUUAUUUCCUUUGGCUAUCUUACUGUCUUGGGAAGUGAGCUUCAGUGCAUUCCACAGUUGUGAGAAAGCCAUCUCUAGUAACAAGCCUGUACAACAACUUCCAUAGUUUUCAAUCCCAAUAGCUUUCUGUUCAAUUAAAUUGUCUUUGGACAGAAUUUUUUUGUGGAUAAUCAAUAGUCAUUUGCUCAUGAAAACUUCCAGCUUCCAUUAUAUUUUGUGCUAGCUUGUUAUUUCUUUUUAAGAAUCUGGUCUUGGUAUGAAAGAUCUGGUUGGUUUAUCACUAGAAUAAUGCUCUGAUUUAUAAAUAUGUUUAAAAAUGGUAUUUUCUCUCAAGUAUUGUAUUUUUGAUCCUUCAUUCUUUUUGCACCGGGGUGUUUCUUAAUGAUUAAGAGUUUUACAUUGUUGGUUCUUGUUUCUAUUUGAUUAUUUUUUUAAUGAGAUUUCUAUUAAAUAAUUAAUGUUUAAAACUUUCCAACAGGGAUUGUAUCCAAGGUGUUGGUUAUGGAGCUCUAAAAAAGGCUUAUGAAAUAUUGGAUAAGAUUGAUGAAGAUGAAGUUGAAGUAAGUUUUUAAAAUAGUCUCAUUCUUAUUUGUUCACUAGUUGAAAACUCUUAACCCACGACCUGUCAUGAUGGUCCAUGAUCAGCUGUAUAUGGCCCCCUCUGUGGCAUCACGGCAGAUAUAAUCAGCUGGUACUGAAAUAAACAUUAAAAAUGCCAAUCACAAGUGUCGUGUUUGUUCAAGGGGGGCAAUGCACUGAACUAGCUUUACUUACUUUAUAUCAAAAACAUAGUAAAAAUCUCAUAUUUCUAUAUGGAUACUAUUUUGAAUUGAGCUAAAAUUAUAGGUGUUUUUAUUGUUAAAAUAAUACUCAUAUGCUGGCCCUUCAAAAUAUAGGCUAAUUUGUUUGAAUUAUUUCUCAAUGAAAGUAAGAAAAACAUUAGGAUUUGGCUUGCAUUACUCACAGUGAAAGUAAUUGUAGAUGAGCUAGCAGUUCAAGAUCUAGAAGUGAAUGUAUUGGAGAUUAUGACUAUUCUAGCACCAUUUAAAGAACUUAUAAAUGUAAUAAGCAAAAAUGAUUCUUUUAGGGCACCAGUGGAACUUUAAAAUUUAUUUCUAAAUAACAAAAUACAAAAGAAUGCUGACUGUCCAAACGCUGGUUAUCCAAAACGCCCCUGUCUUUUUUAAAAUGAUUAUCAUAUCCAAAGUGCAUGACAUGGAGCUUUUGGCAUACGCUGGAAAAAAUGCUGUCUCCUGUCAAACAAUCCAGGAAACAUCUUGAUUUGUACUGCACAUGCAGUGACCAGACUGGGUUAAUGGGAUCAGAAAACUUGGUAAUUAAUAUAAAUCGCAGAUUACAUACCUGCAAAGACAAAGUGACCUUGGAUUUUAUUCUAAGCAACAGUCAUCUGAUUUUUGAUUAGAGAAGAGAGUGAGGGUCCCAGUACAUUACUUUGCCCAGGAGCACCCCGUUUUAAUUAAGACAGCCCCGGACCCACUGUUCACUAUUUGAUUAAUCUUCAGAUACUGUCCCUACAGUUAAUUACCUUAUCUGAUCUCUUUUAUUGCAGUAAUUCAGGGAAUUAUAUAGUUGCAAUAACACUCUUGAAGUCUUAGACAUAAUAUCCUAUACUUAAAAUGACAAAGUACAUAAAAAUGUGAGUUUUAAAUUAAUCUGAAAUGCAUUAAAAUACUUUGACUUUCAAAAACUUGAUAAACUUUUAGAACAAAACAUUUAACUAGAAUUUAUUUUAGAUAAUUGUUUAGCGAAAUAAAAUAUCAGUGCACUGCAAUGUUUUCAAAUUAUUAUUAUUUCUUUUCUUUCUUAUAGCCCAAACUGGUUGAUUUAUUAGGCAAAGAAAAAUUUGAUGACUAUGCUGGGAAAAUCUGGCAGCUGAAAUUCUGUGAAGAAUCUUUGUUUAUGGCAUGAUACUAAUGAUAUAAAUGAAAAUUGUACCUCUUUUAUUUGUAAAUACUUUAUAUACUUAUUUAUAUACUUAUUAAGAAGAUGAUGUCAAUAGUUUGUUUAUAUUUUAUGUAGGUUUUUUUUAAUAGUGUCCUCUAAGAAAUAAUAGUAUUGAUUCCUUAUGUUGUUUUAAUGUGGACAUUAAAGGUGAUAAUUUUAAGCCCUUGUUUAAGCAAAGAACUAUUUCACGAAUAAACCAAUGAAAUAAAUGUUUUUUUAACAAAAAAA
This is a messenger RNA of Lymnaea stagnalis (great pond snail), 16591 nucleotides long. Lineage: Eukaryota; Metazoa; Mollusca; Gastropoda; Lymnaeidae. The record is from the annotation of a GenBank genome assembly.